Molecule: messenger RNA, 348 nt
Organism: Geodia barretti
Lineage: Eukaryota; Metazoa; Porifera; Demospongiae; Tetractinellida; Geodiidae
Source: the annotation of a GenBank genome assembly
AUGACCACCACCUAUACUGAUUCCCUGGGAUACUGGGUGGCCUUGAGCCGCGUUCCCCGUUUGGGCUCUGCCCGCUUCCGCCUCUUGGAGUCCCACUUCGACGGGAACCUGGCGGCUGCAUGGACGGCUCCCGCGCGCGAGUUGCGAGCCGCCGGCGUUGGCCGUGCCGUGGCGCAGGCCAUCGUCGAUGCCCGGCAAACCUCCUCACCGGAUCAGGAGUUGUCCCGACUGUUUCACGCCGGCGUUUCAGCAAUCAACUGGCACGACGCAACCUAUCCGGAUCGAUUGCGGGAGACCGACGACGCUCCGCCAGUCCUCUACGUCUCGCGGCGCCCUUCCUUCAGUUGA